Messenger RNA from Canis lupus familiaris (dog), 1054 nucleotides. It is a transcript of the gene GALP, whose product is annotated as galanin like peptide. The record is from RefSeq and is a predicted model, not a curated record. NCBI's taxonomy places the organism in Eukaryota, Metazoa, Chordata, Mammalia, Carnivora, Canidae. Gene Ontology annotation, cellular component: extracellular region. Bases 322 to 666 code for a protein of 114 amino acids. The transcript is spliced from 6 exons. Gene Ontology annotation, molecular function: hormone activity. Gene Ontology annotation, biological process: behavioral response to starvation; antimicrobial humoral immune response mediated by antimicrobial peptide; defense response to Gram-negative bacterium.
GAAGUAGAGAAACCCUUCCCUGCGGGGAGCGGGAGCGGGGAGCGGGAGCGGGGAGCGGGAGCGGGGAGCGUCCUGGUUCUGACCUCACAGGCCAGGUCAUGAAAGCCCUCCAGUGAGCCAGCGAUUACUCCCACCUCCAUCCUCUCUCCCAUCUUCCCCCUAAUUGCUGACCACGGCCUCUCCCCCUACUCUUUCUGCCUCCUUUAUCCUCUGGAGGCAUAAAAGCUGCAGUGGAGGAGCUGGACCCCCAGAGAGCUGGAGAGAGCUGCCAACUCCGGAGAGUGUCCUCUAGCUCCAAGCGCCCACCCUUCUGGCCACCAGAUGGCUCCCGCCGUCCCACUGGUCCUGCUUCUAGCCCUCUUGCUCAGCCUGGCGGAGACUCCUGCCUCAGUACCUGUCCACCAGGGGCGAGGAGGCUGGACCCUCAACAGCGUGGGCUAUCUGCUAGGUCCGGUGCUCCACCUUCCCCAGAGUGCAGACCACAGCGGGAAGAAGACAGUCCUGGAUGUCCUAGACCUGUGGAAGGCCAUUGAUGGGCUCCCCUAUCCCCAGCCUCAGCAGGCCUCCCAGAGGAGCCCGAGGGAGCCCUUUGCCAAAGCAGAGACUGCAGAUCCUGGCAAGCUCAGCAAGAAAGCCUUCAAGGGGGGAGAAGCCCUGUGGUCCUAGACAUCUCCAAACCUCUGCUCCACAUCCUUCUCUCCAUCUCCUUCUGAACCCAUGUGUAGCUUCCUCCACUGAGACUAAGAUCCUGAAAUUAAGUCCCCAAAUUCCAUGCAGAAACUUUGUAGUAUUGCCAUACUGUCUUGGGUUUCACUGAUUUAUCCUUGGAAUAAGUAUAAAGUGUUAACAAAUUCAAGAAUAAUUCUGGAGCAUUUAGAAGAUUCGGGGAAGUAAGGGAAUAUUUCAGCCUGUGUAAAGUAAUUAUAUUCUUUUGGAAUCAUCCCAAUUAUAGCAUGAGCUAUUGACUAACAGCAUAUGAAUAUCCCAUUUGCCUCUGAGAGUCUAUGAUGUUUUGACUCAAAUAGAUUGUGCAAAGUAGCGGGCUCGCCUUCCC